GUCUAAUACACUCACUCCCUCUCGCAGUCUCGCACCCUCUCUGUGGCGCAACCUUCCGAUUUGAGGAACACCGUCGGCCCGUCGUGAUCAUCUACGUCAGCCUCGCUCUCAUCCCGCCGCUUCAGAACACUGCCGGCUGCUUUGAACUCCCCGCCGCCGCUGCUGCGUCGAGCCUACCUUCCCAGUCCAUCGAUCACCCCCAAAAACCCUAGCCUACGCUUUGCAAGAGACAGAGAGAAAACACAUAGGAGGGUUUUACUCUUCCGCCUCAAUUCACUCUUCCAGGAUACAAGUAUACACUCCAGUUUGACACUUUGGUGAACCGUUCUUUGUUCCUCCAGACCUACACGCAUAAUGGCACCUACUAAUUCCCCUUCUGCCAUAGAAAGAGAGCAGAUAUUUGGGAUGGCAGAGAAAGAGAUGGAGUACAGGGUGGAAUUGUUUAACAAGCUUACCCAUACAUGUUUCAAAAAGUGCAUUGAGAACAAGUAUAAGGAAUCUGAGUUGAACAUGGGUGAAAAUAGUUGCAUUGACCGCUGUGUUUCCAAAUACUGGCAGGUGACUAAUCUAGUUGGACAGCUUCUUGGUAGUGGUCGUCCUCCUAUGUAAGAGUUUGCUUCAACAUCUCUCCAUGGAUGAUAGGAAGAAGAAAAUAAGUAUAACUGCGUUUCCCCCCAUCUAUUUUGGCAUUUAGCAAACACUAUAAUUUGUAUUGACUUGAGAAAACCUCUUGCUAUUCUUUUAUGCCUCCAAGUUUACUGACAGCAAGAUGCAACUUAUAACGGUUUAUCAAUCACCGAAUUAGUAAAAUGAGCUUUUGUCAAAGUGGUUGAGUAGAAUAAGUGAUUGAUUUUGUAGACCAAAACAGAAAUACAUAUAACUAUUGACUAAAGUAGUGAAGCAAAUGGAUUUCUUUGGUUUCUCAUGAAGAAAGUAAAUUGUAUUGUUGAAAAA
Ipomoea triloba (trilobed morning glory) is the source of this 954-nucleotide messenger RNA. RefSeq names its product mitochondrial import inner membrane translocase subunit TIM10-like. Gene Ontology annotation, cellular component: mitochondrial inner membrane. Lineage: Eukaryota; Viridiplantae; Streptophyta; Magnoliopsida; Solanales; Convolvulaceae. Bases 355 to 609 code for a protein of 84 amino acids. The transcript has 7 exons. Gene Ontology annotation, biological process: protein insertion into mitochondrial inner membrane. The record is from RefSeq and is a predicted model, not a curated record.